AUGGCCCCGGUAAGAUCCUCCGCCUCAUGGCUGUCCUCCUUGAUGGCCGUGUGUGCCAUCCUGUGCCUCUCGGUGCCCGCCAACGCCCUCUACUUCUACAUGGACGGCCGCCAAACAAAGUGCUUCUUUGAGGAGCUCCCUAAGGAUACCCUGGUUGUCGGUACCUACUCUACUGCCGUGAUCAACCAACAAUCCAACACCUACAAUGUGGACCCUAACCUCAAGAUGCUCGUCACCGUCGACGAGAUCUUCGACAACGAUCACCGCGUCGUCUCCAAGCGUGACAGCCACUCCGGUCGCUUUACCUUCUCCGCUGCCGACGCCGGCCUGCACAAGAUCUGCGUGACUCCCGAGACCAACGCCGCAACUGGCGGCGGCUGGCUGUCGGGCGCCCCGUCCGGUGCCGUCCAGGUCACUCUGGACAUGGCCAUCGGUGAGACCAGCAAGAUCGAGACGGAAGACAAGGACAAGAUGCAGGAUAUUGUGCAGAAGGUGAAGGAUCUGAACGGCCGCUUGCAGGAUAUUCGUAGGGAGCAGGUGUUCCAGCGGGAACGUGAAGCUGAAUUCCGCGACCAGUCUGAGGCCACCAACUCCCGCGUGGUUCGGUGGACUCUCAUCCAGCUGGCCGUGCUGUCUGUGGCAUGUGCUUGGCAGCUUUCGCAUCUGCGGUCGUUCUUCAUCAAGCAGAAGUUGACAUAA
This is a messenger RNA of Aspergillus luchuensis, 699 nucleotides long. RefSeq names its product emp24/gp25L/p24 family protein (gene ERP1). Bases 1 to 699 code for a protein of 232 amino acids. Gene Ontology annotation, biological process: endoplasmic reticulum to Golgi vesicle-mediated transport; Golgi organization; intracellular protein transport. Lineage: Eukaryota; Fungi; Ascomycota; Eurotiomycetes; Eurotiales; Aspergillaceae. The record is from RefSeq and is a predicted model, not a curated record. Gene Ontology annotation, cellular component: endoplasmic reticulum; Golgi apparatus; COPII-coated ER to Golgi transport vesicle. The transcript has 3 exons.